Molecule: messenger RNA, 1836 nt
Organism: Penicillium subrubescens
Lineage: Eukaryota; Fungi; Ascomycota; Eurotiomycetes; Eurotiales; Aspergillaceae
Product: VOC family protein
Exons: 2
Coding region: 1-1836 (611 amino acids)
Source: RefSeq, a predicted model, not a curated record
AUGCCCGUCUCCCAUUUGACCCUGACCGUCUCACAUCUCCCCACUUCCACCUCGUUCUUCCUCUCCUGCCUCCAGCCCCUGGGGUACCAGUUUAUCGGCCGACAUGAUGACUAUAUUGGCUUUGGACAGAAGCAGGGAGAGCCUGCGGAUUUCUGGAUUACGGAGCAGAAGCCUGGAGUUCUCCCCAGCGCAGCACAUGUAGCAUUCCCAGCGCCAUCCAAAGAUGCUGUCACCGCAUUCUUCCACCAAGCUAUCCAAGCCGGCGGCAAGUUCCAUGGCGAGCCACGAACCCGCGACUCACAAUCCGGUUACCACAGCGCUGCCGUGAUAGACUUUGACGGAAACAGCAUCGAAGCAGUCUACCGACCUGGCAGCACUGUCGUCGCAUCAGAAGUCGGCGGCCCGACAAUAGCCCUGCUGGAAAAUCGCUCUGUGGUGUCCAAGGCUGUUAGCGUCGCAGCGAGAUCAGAAACCAAGUCUCGUGCAAUAUCAAAAGCGCCAACGACCAUUGAGAAAGCUGCUCCCGCUCCAUCUGUUGUCUCGCAAAAGUCAACAGGAUCGGCUCUCGCUUAUGGUCCACCACCAGUCCAAAAGGUCGAUGAUGGCAGCAAAGCUGCCAAAACUAUUAUUGGUACACUCAUCGGCGCCGCUGCUGGUGCUGCCGUAGCAUAUGCUAUGGUGAAAGGUGACUCGCAGUCGACAACUUCCGAAUCCAAAGAGGCACCUUCACCCCAAUAUCAGCAGCAACAAUACCAACAACAAUACGCACCCGACCUUCCACAGUUGAUGGCCGCGCCCUCACAAAUCUCAGAAGCGAUAUCGCAAGGACAACAAGUUCUCCGCGCCAUCGAAGCCCCUCCUGCGCGCAGCGUCUAUACUUCUGCCUCUGCUGCCCGCUCCACGAUGUCCCGGGGUAUCAUGUCCAAGAAUCCCUGGGCUAGCACCGUCUACGAAGCUACGGAGUACUACCAAGACGACCAUGGCCGGCGCGCCUCUGACGGUGGCAGCGUCUUCUCUAUUCCAGAGGGCAUGCCACUCCGCGCAAUCGAGUACCCACCCGCCAGCAGCGCCGCGCAGCAACGCUACCCAUGCAACCCCAGCACCUUCAUCAGCAGCUAUGCAGCCGACAAGCCGCGCGCCGGCAGCGUCCACUCCGCCUCAACCAUCAAGGCAUCGGCCACCCAGCGUCGCCACAGUACAGACGACGGCUACUCAGAGCACAGCCGGCUCGUGUACCGCGCCGCAUCCUCGCACAGCGUGCACACCGUGAAAUCCCACUCCCACUCCAAGCACGACGCCGACGCACGCAGCACAGCCUCCUCAACCCGCUCAGCACGAAACAUCCCCCUCCCUGCUGGUACAUCCGGCUCAAUCUACAGCGCGAUGCCCAGCCAAACAGGAAAAUCAACCACAUCCGCCCGCAACAUCCCCCUCCCCGCCGGCUCCUCUGCAAACUCCUUCUACAGCCCGGCGCCCAGCCAAGCGCCGAAAUCGCACAUCUCGGCGCGCCAUGUGCUUCUCCCCGAGAGCGUGAUUGACGUCGAUGUGGAUUCGAAUGUUACGCCUGAUGACUCGAUUAGCCAGGUUGGGGGGAGUCGGUCCGGGCGGUCGAGUCAUUCGCAUCAUUCGAGACAUUCGAAGCAUUCGAAGCAUUCGAAGCAUUCGCGUUCGCAUUCGAAGGGGUCCAGACAUUCGCAUGCGCAUUCGCAUUCGUCGAAGUCGAGGUUUGAGGAGCCGGUUAGACCGGCUGAUAGUGUGAGUCAGGUUUCGAGGUCGUCGCAGCGGACUGUUAAGGCUAUUGGGUCUAGUCGGAGAGGGAGUGAGGUUGUUGUUUGA